Molecule: messenger RNA, 1966 nt
Organism: Salmo salar (Atlantic salmon)
Lineage: Eukaryota; Metazoa; Chordata; Actinopteri; Salmoniformes; Salmonidae
Source: RefSeq, a predicted model, not a curated record
AGGAAUGCAUUCCUUCAUGAUAGGACAUUGGUAUAGCAACAAGUCAGCUGGAGGACUAGAUGAAAAUGAAUUGAUGUCAUUUUGUACCUUGUGAACAUGUUUAUAAAAAAUGUUUUAGCAUUGGCAAAUAAAUUGCUGAAUACAAAGUGCAGCUCAAUUGUGUGUAGCCUUUUUCUCUUGGGGCUGACUCAUGUAGCCUCUGCCACAAGCUUUCACCUCAAAGUGUGAGUGCAAACUGUAGCCGAGGCUGGUGCGCUUGAGACUUGAGUAUGGAACGCCGUUUGGGUCUUUGCGUGUCAAAAAGAUUUGCAUAAAGGUCAUUUGGACUCCGCCCACCUCCCAGGUACUGAUGACAGACGUUCACUCAACUUCUGUUUUUCCGAGGUAAAAUGAGCUGUCCAAACGGCGUUCCAUAGAGUUGUCACAUUUUCAUUUGGUACUGUGCUACAAAUAGAACAAGGGGCAGGCAGUGUUUAUCACAUUUCUUGAAAAUGCCUACAAAGGGGUUGAUUUGGGGGGGCGGAAGUUCAGAAAGGGAAGUAACUGCUUUAAAUCUUUGUACAUGUAACUAAUCUAUCAUGGGAAGUUCUACUGGUCUCUGUGUGAACGUCUACACCAGGAACUGUAGCUUUAUCCUUCUGUCAAUGAAGAUGAACAAAUACCACUUUUGGGAGCCAGUUUGCACAGCCUUUUCCCCUCCUAUUUGCUAAUCUCCCACAGAAAUCAAUACACAAACAUGAUGGAUGUCUUCUUGUCAUGGUGACAAGUUCCAAGUGCAGUUAUUGCCUUCAAUGUACGGUGUUGAGUUCUGUGUGGCGUUGGCUGGUAACCUGUUUGCCCUGAGACUCUUGGUGACCAGGGAGAGGAACAACUGGCACACUGGUGUGGUGCUGUCCUGUAACCUGGCCAUCAGUGACCUGCUCUAUGUCCUCACCCUGCCCCUGCUCAUUGUCUACUACAUGCAGGAGAACUGGUUGUUUGGGAUGGCGGUCUGUAAGAUAGAACGCUUCCUCUUCACCUGCAACCUAUAUGUCAGCAUCUACUUCAUCAUGUGUAUCAGUGUGAACCGCUAUGUGGCCAUUGUGUACCCCUUCUUCAGCCGGAACCAUGUGAACCCCGCCAAAGCCAAGGCUGCCAGUGUCGUCAUCUGGAUCUUUGUGACAGCCAUCUCCUCUCCUGUGCUGAAGUUUGCCUCCACAUGUCCAGAGGGAAGCAACAAAACCCGUUGUGUAUCCUACUCCUAUUGCACCAACAGUGAUGCAGUUGCAGUUGCAUACACUCACUUGUAUUACAAAGUCUUUCUGUCUGUGGCUAGGUGUUUUAUUCCCUUCCUGGUCACAUUUGCAUCAUACUGCGCAGUGUUGAGGGGGGUGUGGAGGAAUGUAAAUAUUACCUCCCUGGAGAAAUGGAAGGUGGCCCUGAUGGUGUUUGCGGUGGUUGUGCUGUAUGCCAUUUCCUUUGUGCCUUAUCACCUCCUCCAGAGCUACUAUUUCUUCCGCAAGGUUGACGAACUUGGCUCUGUCUGUGACUGGGUGUACAAGGCCUACCAGGUGUCCAAGGGACUGGCUACACUGAACAUGUGCAUCCAUCCACUGCUCUACAUGGCUGUGUUUGAUAACAUCAGAGUGGCCUGCUGUGGAAGGAGAUCAGCAGAUAUGGCAAUGAAUAAUACAUUAACAAAAUCAUGCUCUCUCUGCUCUUUGGAUGCCUGCACUUAUGGUGUUUCUGAUAAGCAAGUGUUACCCCGUAAUGGGUCUGCGGUCAAAUGCUCCCUAAAACACUUCAGCGAGCAGGCCUUUCUAAUCGACCUGGCCCGGGUAUCCUGGAAGGAUAUUGACAUCAUCCCGUCAGUAGAGGAUGCCUUGUUAUUCUUUAAAAGUGCCUUCCUCACCAUCUUAAAUAAGCAUGCCCCAUUCAAAAAAUGUUGAACCAGGAACAGAUAUAGCCCUUGGUUCACUCCAGACCU